GUACGGCAUGAAUUGUCUUAUCCAGUUUGAAGAUUUUGCCAAUGCUAACGCUUUUCGUCUCCUCAGUAAAUACCGCAACAAAUACUGUACAUUCAAUGAUGAUAUUCAGGGCACUGCGUCUGUUGCAGUCGCUGGCAUCUUUGCAGCCUUAAGGAUCACAAAGAACAAGCUCUCUGACCAUAAGUUUGUUUUCCAGGGAGCUGGAGAGGCUGCGAUGGGCAUAGCUCAUCUCAUCCUCAUGGCUAUGGAAAAGGAAGGAAUUUCACGAGAGGAUGCCAUCAAAAAAAUUUGGAUGGUGGACUCCAAGGGACUGAUUGUGAAGGGCAGGAGCCACCUGAACCAUGAGAAAGAAGUGUUUGCCCAGGACCACCCCAGUGUGAACACACUGGAAGAGGUUGUGCAGAAAGUGAAGCCUACAGCAAUUAUAGGUGUUGCAGCCAUUGCAGGAGCUUUCACUGAGAAGAUUUUGAAGGACAUGGCAGCCUUCAAUGAGAGGCCCAUCGUGUUUGCCCUGAGCAACCCCACAAGUAAAGCGGAGUGCACAGCGGAGCAGUGCUACCGCCUCACCGAGGGCCGGGGAAUAUUUGCAAGUGGGAGUCCAUUCUCAAAGGUUACCCUGCCCAGCGGACAGACGUUCUUCCCUGGCCAAGGAAACAACGCCUACGUCUUCCCAGGAGUGGCACUGGGAGUCAUUGCCUGUGGAGUCCGGCACAUCUCUGAUGAUAUCUUCCUCAUCACAGCAGAGUCUAUUGCUGCCGAGGUGACAGAGCAGAAUCUUGCAGAAGGAAGACUCUAUCCCCCCUUGGACAGCAUCAGAGAGGUGUCUCUCAAAAUCGCUGUGAAAAUUGUUGACUGGGCCUACAAGCAUGGUCUUGCUUCUUGGUACCCCGAGCCAGCAGACAAGGAAGCCUUUGUGAAACGGCUCGUUUACAGUCCUGAUUAUGAUUCAUUUGUUAUUGAUGAUUACAGGUGGCCUCCCGCAGCCAUGCAAACACAAGAUGUAUAAGGUUUUGUGAGAACUGUUUUCUCAUUUUUACCAUCAGUUCCCAUAGUUCGUAUCAUUGCUGAUAAAAAUGCACCUCCAGGCUUGCAGAAUGAUAAAAGUAAAUGAAUCCAA
This is a messenger RNA of Cariama cristata (Red-legged seriema), 1117 nucleotides long. RefSeq names its product NADP-dependent malic enzyme, mitochondrial-like. Gene Ontology annotation, cellular component: mitochondrion. Gene Ontology annotation, biological process: malate metabolic process; pyruvate metabolic process. The transcript is spliced from 8 exons. Gene Ontology annotation, molecular function: NAD binding; malate dehydrogenase (decarboxylating) (NAD+) activity; malate dehydrogenase (decarboxylating) (NADP+) activity. Lineage: Eukaryota; Metazoa; Chordata; Aves; Cariamiformes; Cariamidae. The record is from RefSeq and is a predicted model, not a curated record. The annotation marks the transcript as partial.